GAGUAGGAAGAAGUGGGAGGAGGGAAGAGAGACGGACAGAUUAAAAGAGAGGGUCAAAGAGGAAUAACAGACAAGAACACGAAGAAAGACCAAUUAGAAGGCAGGAAAGAGCUUUUGAGAGGGAAGGAAAAAUUUUUUUAAGAAGAAAACGAAAAGUUGAAGAGGACAAAAACCAGAUUCCCUGAAAUCUAUCCAUGGAUGCCAGAUUCAGAACUGCUGCCCUGGAUGAUGGUACAUGAGCUGAGUCUUAGAGAAAGCCCGGGCCUUGGAGAGGUGGAGAGAAGGAAUUCCGGGAAUGUGCGUAGGGGUGAGAUGCACAAUGGUCAAGGAAGGUUGGUGGGCAAGACUGUGGACCAAACCCAGAGGUGGCGGUACCCUUCCUUGCAGCUGAGGAGAGAUGGGUGACUGGAGCUUCCUCGGGGAGUUCCUGGAAGAAGUCCACAAGCAUUCCACGGUGAUUGGCAAGGUCUGGCUGACCGUCCUCUUUAUCUUCCGAAUGCUAGUGCUGGGCACUGCAGCAGAAUCCUCCUGGGGAGAUGAGCAAGCCGACUUCCAGUGUGAUACGUUGCAGCCUGGCUGUGAGAACGUCUGCUACGACCAAGCCUUCCCCAUCUCCCACAUCCGAUACUGGGUGCUACAGAUUAUCUUCGUCUCCACGCCAUCCCUGGUAUAUAUGGGCCACGCGAUGCAUACUGUACGCAUGGAGGAGAAACGAAAGCUGAAGGAGGCCGAGAAGGCCAAGGAGUCCAAAGGCGCAGACACCUAUGAGUACCAGGCGGAGAAAGCUGAGCUGUCCUGCCGGGAAGAGCUGAAUGGAAGGAUCAUCCUUCAGGGCAGCCUGCUCAACACCUAUGUCUGCAGCAUCCUCAUCCGUACCGCCAUGGAGGUGGCUUUCAUCGUGGGCCAGUACCUUCUUUAUGGGAUCUUCUUGGAGACCUUACACGUCUGCCGCCGGAAACCCUGCCCUCACCCCGUCAACUGCUAUGUGUCUCGACCCACUGAGAAGAAUGUUUUCAUCGUAUUCAUGCUGGCCGUGGGGGGUCUGUCCCUCUGCCUUAGUCUGGUGGAACUCUACCAUCUGGGCUGGAAGAAAGCCAAGCGUCACUUCGCCCAGCCUUGCCCCGGAGGGGUGGAGGCCAGCCUGCCUCCGUCUCCACCGGGGGUGGGCCAGAACUGCACGCCACCCCCAGACUUUAACGAGUGUGUAGACAGCAGCCCCCGUCAGAAGUUCUACAGUAGCCAUUUCAGCAAUAACAUCGCCUCGCGGCAGAAUACAGACAACUUAGCCACAGAGAAGGUCCAGGGCCGAGAGGAGGCUGGAGGGAGGGCUUUUCUGCACUUGCAAUACUCCGAGGCGCCCGAGGUGGCUAAUGGGGUUUCCAAUGCCCACCGCCUCCCCCAUGGUUACCACGGUGAUAAGCGCCGCCUGAGCAAGGCUAGCAGCAAGGCCAGGUCAGAUGACCUGUCGGUGUGAGCGUG
Molecule: messenger RNA, 1479 nt
Organism: Dromiciops gliroides (monito del monte)
Lineage: Eukaryota; Metazoa; Chordata; Mammalia; Microbiotheria; Microbiotheriidae
Gene: GJA5
Product: gap junction protein alpha 5
Exons: 4
Coding region: 398-1474 (358 amino acids)
Biological process (GO): cell communication
Cellular component (GO): connexin complex
Source: RefSeq, a predicted model, not a curated record